Messenger RNA from Puntigrus tetrazona (Sumatra barb), 3096 nucleotides. RefSeq lists its product as uncharacterized. Bases 82 to 2463 code for a protein of 793 amino acids. The transcript is spliced from 6 exons. The record is from RefSeq and is a predicted model, not a curated record. NCBI's taxonomy places the organism in Eukaryota, Metazoa, Chordata, Actinopteri, Cypriniformes, Cyprinidae.
UCUGAAUGCCGAAGAAACGUGUCGCGUCGAUCUCAUUAUCAAUUAUUAUUAAUCUCACAAUUAAUAAACUUUUAAUUUAAUAUGGAUCCGCCUGAAAACUCGGUGAACCGCUUUGGUCGCACUAUUUGGACAGUUUGGGGUUAUCUAUCAGGGGCUGUUGCGAAAUAUCUCAGACCGGAAGUCACAGCUGAAGGAAACCAAAGUGUUUGUGCCACAACAGAAGACACUGCAUUAAAAAAUGCAGUUAAUAAGAUUGACAGAGAAGUAAAGAUAAAUAAGAGCGACAAUGAAAAUGACAGAGCAGAGGUCGAGUCCUCCUCGUGUCAGGUCAGAGCGGCUGCUUCUGUUCAGUGGGAAAACACUGGUGUGGUCAGCGACGACAAUAAUGAUAAACUCCAUGUUAGUAAGACAGAAAAACAGACUUACCACUGUGCAGCGUGGUCCACCGGGACAGAAACCGACAGAGAAGGACACGCGGCUCAGAAAGCUCCAUCCGAUGAAGUCCAGACUGAAGAAGAACAUGCAAACCGCGAGAACGAAGAGAGAGAAACCUCACAAGAGCUGGAGAUCACUGGAAAAACUGAACAGAAAGAUGAUUACAAUAAAGAAGAAUGUGAAGAGAAUCAUGAGGAUGAGAUGUGUGCAGAGAAGAGAGGAGACACAGAUAACAGAGACUUAAUCAGCCAGUCUGAACGAGAUGUAGAACAGGACAAACAGAUCAUCGUGAUGGACCGCAGAGAAACAGAAGACACUGGAGGACUGAAACAAGCUGAGGAACAUGUUUCUCUGUUUCAGUACCAAGACAUCGUCCAGAAGAAUCAGGAAAAACCUGAGGAUGAUGAAGAUCAAGUAACUGAAUCACAAGUACAGGGUUUACUGGAAUAUUUGGCAGAUGAAGCAAACAACAUUAAUGAACUCUCUAAGAGUGGUGUUGAAGAGGUGAUGCUUGGAUCUGAGCAGAAGACCACAGAAAGGGAACAUGACAUGAUUAAAUACAAACUAAAGGAGUCCCCAGAAACCCUGCAAAGAGAAUCUGAAUCACAUGCUCCAAAUGAUGAAGAAGAACUGAAAAUGACCACAGUAGCAGUUGAAACCAUCGAGGCGUUAGGAAACACCCUGCUGAUGGAUUCUUCAGAAAAUGCUCCAGAAUCAGGAACUGGCUCAUCUGUGCUGGCCUCCAAAACUGUGUGCGAGGUACCUGGAGAACCUGGGAAAGGUCUAGAGGCUGAUUGGGCAUGUUUUGAGGAGAUCCAAUCUAAGCUUCACGAUCCACAAACUCCUGCAGAAGAACAAGCUGAAAGAGACUCAGACGAGACCCAACACGACACUGAAGCCCUGAUCCAGACAGACAGAACCGAACUCUCGCUCAAAGAACAUGAAUUCAGAGCUGAACUGACUGUCGAAACAACUGAAACAAAGAUGGGUUCAGAAGAUGAGGAAGCAGAAGCUUUAGAGACAGAAAGCAGAUCACCCGUUAUCAGAAAUGUCACUUUACAGACACACCAGCUUCUCGAGUUCACAGAAAAACAAUACAGAUCGUCUCAAGGAACAAUGGAAACUUUCAGUGAAACACAGGAAAUUGUAAACAUGUCUGAAACCUAUGGAAGUGAGGACUUAGCAGAUGCCAGACCCGUAUCAACGAGGUCUUUGAGCCCAACAGAGCUUCUGGAGGAACAUCAAGAUGUGGAGAAGACCGCUUUAGAGUUUGUAGAAGAAAUAACAAAUCAAGUGUUGAAGGAAAUGAUAGACACAGAAACUGAACUUUUGGUAGAACUUUCAGCAGAAGAUCAAGCACCAGAACAGUGUGUUUCAGCAGAUGCUUCUGUCCUGGAAGAAGAACAGAGAUUAUUACCAGUGGACUGUAGUGAAGAACGAAUUAGUUCAGCAGACUGUGAAGGUCCUAAAGCUGAUGGACGUCAUGAGCCGAUGCAGAAGUCCACCGCUGGAGAAACACUGUCGAGAAGUCAUGAGGACUUGAUGGAAGUCAGCAGAUCUGGGAUGAAAAGAGCAUUUGAUCUAGUGAGCGCAGACCGUCCAGAGACGAAGACUGAAGGAAGAUUUGAUCUGAUCCUGAAGACUUUCGAGGACUCUUCGUUAGACUUCAGCGUUCAGAAGUGUAGAAUAGCUGUGAAGAAUCCACUGGUUCGUCCUCCUAAAGACCCCAGAAAGCUGCUCUUCAGAGCCUCGGUCGAACCUCUCGGGCAGACGCUCCGGGGCUCCGCUCCAAACAAAGCCCUGAUUGGAUUUAAACUCCCAGGACUCGGCGCAGGGCUGAGAAAAACUGAGUUUGGGAAGAAAACGGAAGCAGAGAGAACACUACAGCCAGAGUCGGUAACAGAGGAUUCUGUGAAACAGGAAGUGCCAGUUAAAGCCAAAUGGACACCACCAAGGCAUCCUGGUAUGGGAAGUCCCUUCAUGAUGGCAGAACUCAAAAACAAACUCAAGAAACCGGUCCAGGAAUAAUAUCUAAUUACAUCAUGAUUUUCAGACGCAUUCUUCACCUUUUUUGUCUUAAUCAAGCACUAUUCUAAUUAUUCUACUGCAGCACAGCAUUUAAUUUUACUUCCACUAUUUUCUGUGUUUAGAAAAAAAGUGAGAAUCUCUAAGAUCUCAAGUUUAACUGAGCAUCAGCAUUUAUAGAGGGUCUGUAUUUACUUCAAUUAUGACUAAAUAUAAAUAAACGUUUGCACUUUUUGCAGCACUUAGGCAACUUUUUGAGCAAUGCUGCUUGCGCACUUUUCAACUGAGAAUGGAUAACAAAUUUCUAUAUGGAUAAUUUAGAUAAGUCUUAGUCCCUGUGUCUCUCCUAGUCGACAGAUUGCCGGCAACAUUUCUCCAAAAAUUGUGUCUCUUUAGCCUUGAACUCUUUGACUGUAGACGGUCAUAGCCCAUAUUUAUCACUAGAGAGCAGCAGAGAGUCGCCGCUGUCGUUUCACCUCCGAAGGCCAGGCUGUCAUGUGUAUCAUAUUAAAUAAUAUUUUAUUGCUAAUUUUGUUAUGUUAUACGUUUAUUUUUCUUCUCAUUACUUGCUUUGUGUAUAAUUCUCUGGCAAUAUUGUAUGUAAACAAUCAUAUCAAUAAAUACUUUGUGCAGAAU